CCAGUGCUUGAGUGGUUUCGACCAUGGAAAACUAAAGUGAGGCUUGACAUCUUUCAUUACAUGAGACGAUUCACAACCGGUCUCACCACAGAACAUCAUCCUCUUUAUGGAACUUUCUGCUCCAAGCUGUCCUGCUGCAUUUUUGAAUGGGAUCAAGAUGAUGUCAGCUGCCUUAAAGAAGCAAAGAGGUCAGAGCUGAAGAAAAAAUAUACUGGUCAUCCUCCCACUGACGCCCAAGUUUUGGCCAACAUUAAUUCGAGUGAGCUUGCUAAACAUUGCAGAAGAAGGACAAGAGGGGUAGAAGAAACCCGGAACCUCAUUCAGGAAUUAUUAAACUCCAUGUGGGAACUGACUGACACCUCAGGUCUCCGCCUGAUCAACCCUGAGAGCAUGACUCAUGUGUGGCAAGUGCAGCAGAAGCACCUGCCAUGCAUCCAAGAUCCACCUGGUGUUGAACUGUACACCAAGCUUCGCUCAACACAAAAGGGAGACAAAGAAGUUCAAACCUUCAGAUGUAGCAGGGGCUCGUCUUCAGUUGAAAGCUUUCAUCGACACCAGUGCUCCUUCAUACCAGGAUGGAGAAGCAAUGCCAUGCACACUCAAAUGUAUAUGCUUGAGGGUGGAUCCAGAUGGAACAUGAAAAGAACCCAAGAAGCUUUAGAUAUGAGUCGCAGAUCGCACAGUAAACUCUAUGAUGUUCGUCUGAUGUCCAACCUCAACACUCUGAGCAACAAAGUGCUGGGUCAUGCCCUCUUGCCAGAGUUUGUUCCCCCAGGCUGUCCCACAGGUGAGCGGAUUGCUGUGGAGUAUCUUCUUGCACAGUCAGACAGAGGAGACCUCUUAGGUCCCCAGCAGGACAGCGAACUGGGAGUUAUUUUGCCAGAGAUGCCAGCUAACGCUCAGGAGGACAGUCCUGAUGUCACCAUCAGUGACGUCACUGACAUUCUCUCAGAGAGCCCCCACGACAUCCUACAGUGUGAAAGCCAGUUGGAAAUGCCAUCCCCUAACAUUCUUUUUCUCCAGGAAGAAUCUUCUCCCAUGUCAUCUCAGGAAACCAGUAUCGACUCAACCCCUGCCUCUCCCACUCAUGCUGCUGCUUCAGUCGGAGGUCAGCUUACUGAUGACCACUCCUUUAGUGGACCAAGUAGCUGUUCCCAGGUGGACCAAGUAUCCCAGGAGACCCGGUGUGACUACAGAGGUUUUCCUGGAUGGGAGGCAGUUGACAGCUUGGCAGAGUACCUUUUGAGCCUCAACAGAACAAUAACUGCAUUGUCAACAACAGAGGUAGAAAAUGUCUUGCAGCUGUAUUCUAACCUGCAUGCUAUGGACAAGCAGCCUGCCAAAUACACCUUAAAAACCAAGAAGAGCACGUUACCAGGACCUUGGAGGGCUUCCCGGAAACGAAGUGGCUCUGCACCUGGUCAGCAAGCAGCUGAAAGACUCUUCAUGACCCAUGGCCAGGCUGCCCAGAGACCUGACGCAAACAGAGUGUCUGAGUGCGUUUGCCUCAAGCUGUUGAAAGAAUAUCAGCAAGCAAGAAACCGACCAAAAGACAGCAAGGGGAAGGUUUUACCCAUCCCACAAUCUAUUGUUCAAACGUACUGCCACUUUAAACAACUACUUGAGGACUCCAGGCCCAUACAGGACCAGACCAACUUGUUGUUGGUCACCAUCAACAAUACCACUGUGUGUGCUUGGCUACAUGAGCGGCAGAAGAGAACAGACAGGGACACUCUUCUCCAAGGUGUGAAUCUUCCUCCGAAGGUGUCCGUGGCUGACGCCUCCUUUCCAGAAGCGAGACAGCUCCCCUCCCUUCCUGUGGAACAUGGACAUAAAAGCAUGGAGUUUAAGGAACCUGAAAACAGAGAAGGCGAGGCACUGAUCCGUCAACGGGUUGGUGGUAAAGCUGGCUCCGCCCAGCAAUGUCCUCCUUCAUACCAGCCAGGACUCUUUUCACAGGCCCCAGUUCCUGCCAGCUUCCUGUGUCCACAGACUAACCAGCCACCAUCAUCUGCUUGGUCCUACUGUGAGCAGAACCAGAUGCCACAAGCGCCAUCCACUUCUUUGGGUUUCUGCUACGGUCCACCAGCUCCAGUUUUGACCUCAUUUGGACAAGGACAGUUCCCACCCCUGCCAUCUCCUCUGGGUCCAUUAUAUCAGUACUAUAGACCACCACUUCACUCAUCAAUCCCAGCAGCUGCUGCUGGUUCAGCAUCAUCAUCACCAUCAGAUCAGGCUCCAGCCAACAUGAAUCGCUACAGGAAGUGGAGACAGAAUAGGGCAGAAUUAGAAGACCAGGAACGCCUGGCAAGAGGGGAGCCUCCCAAAAAGCGCCAAUGGAAGCAGGACUACCACUACCAGUGUUCAGUUUGUGGCCAGGCGAAAAACAAACGCACUGGCCAUACACAGAUUAAGGGAAAAUGGUACUGUCCAGCCUCUGGACAGACCAUUUUGGAAUGGAAAGAGUCUCUUGGGAAGCAGUGACUGUUUGAAAGAUUUUCUUUUUAGUUUUCAUCUUUUAAUAUCUCAUCAUUUUUGUUCUCUCUGUUGCUAUCUGUAUGUUUUUAGUGAGCCUUUAGGUGCUGCUUUAUACAUGUUGAGGUAUAUUGUUAGUCCUCUGUGAAUGUAGUUGUGUAAGAGUGAAUAAAUGUCACUGAUCAUUUA
Xiphophorus couchianus (Monterrey platyfish) is the source of this 2664-nucleotide messenger RNA. RefSeq lists its product as uncharacterized. Lineage: Eukaryota; Metazoa; Chordata; Actinopteri; Cyprinodontiformes; Poeciliidae. Bases 61 to 2484 code for a protein of 807 amino acids. The record is from RefSeq and is a predicted model, not a curated record. The transcript has 7 exons.